AUGCAGCUUCACGUGCGGCAGGUUGACCUCCAAUGCCCAGUCCAUGCAAAGAAGCGUUGGGUCAGCGCUCCUCUUAGGACUCGACAACAUCCGAAAGCAUGCUUCCAGCAGCAGCGCAAGCUGUCUGAUGCUUAUUUUCCUAAGCCGCACUCCAAAAAGUCUAAUGGGAGCAAUUUAGUUGUGCGGUCAUCUGACGACAACAAAAUUGGCGCAAAGACAUACGCGCCAAAGACCGCCCCGUCUGACCGCGUAUUGUCAAUUUGGCGUCGAGUAGACGCUGUUUGCUUUGAUGUCGACUGCACCAUCACCGUCAAUGACUCCCUCGACCUACUGGCCGAGUUCAUGGGGGUCAAGGACCAGGUGCAGGAGCUCACCAACAAGGGCAUCAAGGAGCUCAUCACCGCCCUCCAGGCCCGAGGGGUGGCUAUCUACCUUAUCAGCGGAGGAUUUAGGGAGCUCACAUUGCCCAUCGCGGCCUAUUUAGGCAUCCCCAAGUCCAACGUAUUCGCCAACCGAAUGAACUGGCAGUGGGACGAUGAAACCGGGGAGCCGACCAAGCUGGUUGGGUUUGACUUAUCGGAGCCUACGGCACACAACCAGGGCAAGCCUGAGGCCAUCGCGCGCAUCCGGCAACGCAACCCGUACAACACCGUAGUCAUGAUUGGUGACGGCAUCACCGACCUGGAGGCCGUACAGAUUACAGGCGGUGCGGAUCUUUUCAUCGGGUACGGCGGUGUCGUGGAGCGACCGGCGGUGGCGGCGGAGGCGGAGUG
Messenger RNA from Volvox carteri f. nagariensis, 773 nucleotides. RefSeq lists its product as uncharacterized. NCBI's taxonomy places the organism in Eukaryota, Viridiplantae, Chlorophyta, Chlorophyceae, Chlamydomonadales, Volvocaceae. Gene Ontology annotation, biological process: dephosphorylation; L-serine biosynthetic process. The transcript has 7 exons. The annotation marks the transcript as partial. The record is from RefSeq and is a predicted model, not a curated record. Gene Ontology annotation, molecular function: magnesium ion binding. Gene Ontology annotation, cellular component: cytoplasm.